UAAGAGAGACGUUGCUUCACCGUUAGGCACGAUUUAUUUUUGUAAGGUGGAAAGAAUGAUGCGUACGAAAAUACUCGCACGUCCCGUCGGUAUAAGAGAUUGUUACGACGUUAAGCUGGAUAUGACCUAUGCGGAUGUCAUAAAAACCAUGCAGUUUGGAAAUAAGCCACGGAACAAGGCGAGUCACUGAGCCAAACAAUGGAAGAACGUCACACAGCUGAUAUGGCGUUGAAACCGAUGGUUAAACGUAAUGGUUUACCAUCGGGAUCGGGCACGUUUCGGGGCACUUUUCGUGUUGUUUACAUAGGUUCUGCCAUGCUAGAUAAGCGGCAUACUUUUGCCAUGCUGCCUUGGAUCGUAGCCGAAAUCGUAAGAAGAAAUAGCAGAAAGAAACAGGAUGUCCUCCUCACCCUUACCGAUUCCUCUUUAAAUGCAGUCAGUAUGGAAACUGGAUGUUGUGUAUUCGAGCAUAAACUGUAUACAAUGUCGAAAUUCGCCCAAACUAGUCACGACCUUCACUGUUUUACUUACAUAACCAGAGCUUCACCCGAAAGUCUUUCCAUUUGUCAUGUAUUCCGUUCGUCAAUCGAAGAAACGGUUUUGGACUUAUUUACUUCUGUUAAAGAAAUGACUAAGGAAAUGGCUCACCAUCAUCCUAGCAAGCACACACUUACUUAUAUGGGAAGUAAUCCUUCUACAGAUGCUGCAUCAAGCAAAUGGCACCAUUACGAAGUGUUAUACGUUGGUAAAAUUAAGGUAUCCCAUAAACGUGCCCCUCCGCUGUUUAUUGACGAAUCUGUCAAUAAAUUUCGUAACCUAGAAAAUGAAAAAAGACAGAAAAAGAGUGAGAAAUUGGAACCAAAUGAAUCUUAUGGUAAUAUGAGUAAUGGAGAGAAAAAAUCAAGUGAACCAACACUUCAAGAAAUAGCAAAUAUCACAUUGGAAAGAAAGAAAAGCCUGCCUGAUAUUUUUAUGAACAAAAGAUCUGUAGAUAAAAUGGAAGAGGAGGCACCAGCAGAAAGUGAAACAAGUUGCUUAGCUGCAAAUUCACAGACACCAGAAGACAAUGAAAAGAUUUCCAAUUUGUCAACAAUUUCAGAAAGUUGUGAUAAAUCUAGUCCUUCCAAAAAUUCUUCUUCAGAGAAUUCACAAGAAUCUUCAAAUACUUUAAUUCCUCCAUCAGAUCAUUCUCUCAUCACUCAUACUCAGAGCUUAGAUGCCCCCACAAAAGAAACUAUAAUACAGGAUCUAGCAAAAUGUGCAAAACAAGAAAAAAUUGACGAUAAAGAAAAUAAUAAGCCCAUAAAACCAACUAAACAGACUUCACUUCCUCUUUAUUGUGGUCCAACUGAUAACUUGAAACAAAUUGCAGGAACUUCUAGUUCGGUGAGUCGUCAGACUCAUAACCGAACAAUGUUAUUUGUGAUAGGACAAUUGGAAUUGUGUCUUUUAAGUACUGAUAAGAAGCAAGUGUUACUUAGAAAAUGUUUCAAAGAUAUUUCUCAUUGUUCCCAGGGUAUAAAAAAUCCAGAUUAUUUUGGAUUUAUCUGUAAAGAAACAUCAUUAACCGGUGUAGAAAGCUAUAUAGGUUAUAUAUUCUGUUGUCAAGCCGCAAGAGUUGUAGAUGAGAUAAUGCAUACUUUGAAGCAAGCAUUCCAUAAUGCGCAUCAAGAUUAUCAGAAACAUUUAACACAAGGGGAAAUUCUUUUCUGUGAAACUUGUCCUUUGCAUUGGUUUCACCGCCUUUGUUUGGAUAUUGAAGGUCUUACAACAGAUAAAGCUCAAGUAGCUAUUAUUCAUAGAAUUGCUUCUCUUUCUGAAAUUGAUCAGGAAGAUAUUAUAAAUAAAUAUCAGGGAGAAGAAAUUAAAAGUUUACAGCAACAGAAUGAAGUAUUUAUGAUGCUGCUGAGAAGAUUGUGUGAGGAAAAACAAAGGAAUCAUACGCACAUUCCUAACCAAGGGACCAAACAAGAACCAGAUAAAAGAUUAAUGCCUUUCUCUAUUGGACAGUUUAAGACCAAAAGACAAUUACCAGGUCCAUUAGAAUUAUUACUGAAGCUCCCUCCGGCAGAUGCUAAGAAAAAAAUUACUAGUUCGUCAUCGGCUCCCGUGACCCCCACUAAUCCCACGAAGUUUCUUUCUCCGAGUGACGAUAAGACAAAUGUAGAUGAUCAUUCACUGAAGACAAAUGACGAAAUUAAAAAGGAUAAACAGAGAGAAAAAAGAAAAAGCGAUCAAAAAGAGGCAGAAGAUUUAGAUAAGAAGCCCACACAUAUUCCAAUGAGUCCUUUAAGACACAUAUUUAUGAAGGUCGGAAGUCAGAGUAAAUUAGCCGUUCCCAUUCAAAUCAAACAGAAGUCUUACAUGAAAAAGGGGUCUUGGAGGCAAGCGAUCUUUCAAAGAGUCCAAACUCCCAUUCAACAAGAUCAAGUUGUGUAUGGAAAUAAAUUACAAAGUCCCAAAGGAAAAAAUAGAGAGGUUAGUCCGCCGGUAAGAAGAUCUCAAGCGGCUUUAAGAGCACUCUGGAGAAAAGCUAUUUUGGAACAGAUAUUACUUAUAAGAAUGGAAAAUGAAAAUAAAAAGCUAAAAAUUAUUCAGAAUUGUGCAAUGGAAAGAAGAAUUAAAUUACAUUAUGAGGAAUUAGUUCCGUGCGUCAAAGAAGCGGCCGAUAUCUGGGACGACAUAAUUCAAAAAUUCGAUCCCGCCAAUGGACCGGUUGAUUGUAAAACGUUAGAAGAAACUGUUCAGUUGGGCAUUCCUCACCAGAAGAGAGGUGACAUUUGGUUGUUUUUAGCAGACCAAUACAAGUUAAGAAACCCAAAUCUAGUUUUCAAGAACGACGAUAUUAAUUUGGAAUUAAAGUACUCCGAUUUAUUAAAACAGUUAACGCCUCAUCAACAUGCCAUUCUCAUUGAUUUAGGCAGGACGUUUCCUUCUCAUCCCUAUUACAGACAGACACUCGGUGCUGGACAGUUAUCGCUUUUUAACCUUUUGAAGGCUUAUUCCCUGUUAGACUCAGAAGUCGGUUAUUGUCAAGGUCUCAGUUUUGUUGCUGGAGUUCUUUUACUACACAUGUCGGAGUUGCAAGCCUUUGACAUGAUAAAACACAUGCUGUUCUGCCUCGGUUUUCGCGAUCAAUACAGACCUAACAUGGUAGCCCUUCAGGUGCAGCUAUAUCAAUUAUCUCGUUUGAUUUUCGAUAAUUUAUACGACAUCCACGUUCAUUUCGAACGCCACGACGUUUCUCCAGCUUUAUACGCCGCUCCGUGGUUCCUAACUCUAUUUUCCUCCCAAUUCCAUCUAGGAUUUGUAUCCAGACUAUUCGAUCUUAUCUUUUUACAAGGUAUGGAGGCAGUUUUCAAAGUAUCUUUAUUGCUGUUGACAACUUUUCGAGACGAUUUACUACGACUGACGACUUUCGAGACCAUUGUCGAUUACCUGAAAAACGUCCUGCCAUCUUUAGAUAACGAACAAACGUCGAGGAUUUUGGACGAAGCUAUUAGUUUAGACGUAGCCAAAUCUUUGCAGUCUUACGAAGUGGAAUAUCACGUACUCCAAGAAGAAAUGUUCCACAACACCUCAAAAUCCACGGAAUCAUUAUCCAGGCAGGAGAUUACCAACAACGAAUUAAAGCAAGAAAAUCAAAGCUUAAUUGAACAAUUACAGGCAGCAAAUACGACCGUGCACAAUUUAGAGGCCACAUUAACUUCGUAUCAAAGCACAAUCAACAAACUCCAGUCCAGAGUUAGAGGUCUCGAAGAUGAAAGGGAUGCCCUGUUACACAGCGUUAACGUUUUGAGGAAAAGGUUAGACGAAUUCGAUUCCAAAGCCCUGAGCCAAGUUAAUCAGAAGCACGAUGUUUUGUUAUUCAUCAAAGAAGCCAGCAUGGAGGAAGAAGAAAGCGCUUGAAAAAAAAACACAAAAAAAAACAAAAAAAAAAUGAAGUUGUUAUUCUGUGUACGUAGUUUAAUUAUAAAGAGCAACAGCACAAGUUACGUAAACGUGUAAAUUAAUAUGUAUAUAGUGAUGUUUUAGGUUAUUAAUAGAAGUAUGGACCAGGUGCUGUUGCACUCUGUUAUCAUAGAGGACAAUAGAUUAUUAUUAUUAUUAUUACUAUUACUAUUACUAUUAUUAAAGAAAUUUUUAGCCAAAAAGAAAACAUAAAAACAGGAAGGUACAUUCCUAAUGAAAAGCUAUGAAUGUGUAUAUAUAUAUAUAUAGGGCCUAUAUAUAAACAUAUCUGGGGAAAGUUUUAAAGAAUGGACCAGACAGACAGUAAAAGUUAUGUAAUGUGUUAUUUACGAAUAA
Centruroides sculpturatus (bark scorpion) is the source of this 4308-nucleotide messenger RNA. Its product is annotated as TBC1 domain family member 4-like. Bases 199 to 3909 code for a protein of 1236 amino acids. The transcript has 21 exons. NCBI's taxonomy places the organism in Eukaryota, Metazoa, Arthropoda, Arachnida, Scorpiones, Buthidae. The record is from RefSeq and is a predicted model, not a curated record.